Messenger RNA from Puccinia graminis f. sp. tritici CRL 75-36-700-3, 795 nucleotides. RefSeq lists its product as uncharacterized. The record is from RefSeq and is a predicted model, not a curated record. Gene Ontology annotation, cellular component: nucleotide-excision repair factor 1 complex; nucleus; ERCC4-ERCC1 complex. Bases 1 to 795 code for a protein of 264 amino acids. Gene Ontology annotation, molecular function: damaged DNA binding; single-stranded DNA binding. Gene Ontology annotation, biological process: nucleotide-excision repair; mitotic recombination; UV-damage excision repair. The transcript is spliced from 4 exons. Lineage: Eukaryota; Fungi; Basidiomycota; Pucciniomycetes; Pucciniales; Pucciniaceae.
AUGCCGUUUGUCAACAAGAACAACCAACUCACCAACGCCCCAUCAGCCCCAACCCAGCCGUCAACAACAUCAGCAUCCACUUCCAUUGGAGCCUCGAAGUCAUCUAGCAGUAUCCCCCCUGCCAAUGACAUUCAGAAUCGUCCUGUGGCUCCCAACCGCCCUGCAAACUCGAAUAAUAUAAUCGUUAACAAAUGCCAACGAGGAAAUCCAGUGUUGACUUUAAUCAAAUCGGUCCCUUGGGAGUUCGGAGAAACUAUCUCAGAUUAUCAACUCAAUCAAACCACCGGCUCGUUAUUCUUAUCCUUAAAAUAUCACAGGCUACAUCCGGAUUACUUGGACACCCGAUUGAAGAAGUUGAUCAAAGCCUAUGAUCUUAAGAUCUUACUAUGUCUUUGUGAUUCUAAUGAUCAUGAAGUUGUUUUGAAAGAUAUAACUAAAACAUGUAUGGUUAAUGAGUUUACUUUAAUAGUUGCAUGGUCCAAUGCAGAGAUUGCAAGAUACAUUCAGCUAUUUAAAUCGUUUGAGAAGAGAUCACCUGAUCUGAUCAAAGAGAAGAUCGACAACGAUUAUAUGUCUCAAUUGACGAGCGUAUUGACGACCAUCAGAGGGUUGAACAAGACCGAUGUUAUGACUCUGGCCACGAACUUUCGGUCGUUUCGUCAAAUUGUUGAGGCCUCGCCGAGUGAACUUUCGCUAUGCCCUGGCUUGGGUGAGAAGAAAGUGAAAAGGUUAUUGGAGGCAUUUAACUCGGAUUUUAGGAAUUUCCCCAAGAGCAACGAGUCGGCCAACAACUAA